AUGCUUUCUCCUCAAACCUCUGAGGUCAUUGUGCACCUUUGCUACUCAGAGCAACAUUAUAAGUAGUAAGAUAAAUAGAUAAAAUAGAAAUUGAGAACAUUGACAGUUUCUGUCGCCACCCCUAAGUUAUACGUUACGAGUUGUCAUCAUCAAGGCACCAUGUCGCCUCUGAACGAAGCCGCCUGGAUCUUGAAGCCCAAAAGUGAUCUCAAGCGAUUCACUGCGGCCUACAAUGUUCCAUCCUUUGAUGAGAUUGUGAUCGAGAACCAUGCUGUUGCCAUACAACCUCUCGAUGCCAAUAUCCGGGCCCAAGCAUACGUCGAUGUGCCAUACCCAUUUAUCUUAGGCAAUGGAGUUGCCGGUAUUGUCCAUGAAGUCGGAUCAUCAGUUACUAAAUUCAAAAAGGGCGACCGUGUCGUGUCCGAUACACCUACUUACCAGCUCAAAGAAACGAAGUACGGGGGCUGGCAGAAAUACGUGGUGACUAGAGAAGCCACGACCGCGAAGAUACCAGCAAGCACGACUUUUGAGGAUGCCGCUGCAAUACCUUUCGCACUUUUAACAGCUGUUUCUGCGUUGCACUUGCACCUGGGUAUGGGGAAGCCAGGAACGAAUAGCAAGGGGAAAGCACUUAUAUGGAGUGGUAGUGGAUCUGUGGGGGGCUACGCUGUUCAAUAUGCCGCCAGUGUCGGUUGCGAAGUCAUAGCAACCGCAUCCCCGCGGAAGUUCGAUUAUGUUCGUGGCCUUGGAGCCUCCACUGUUCUCGACUACAAGGACGAUGAGAUCGUAUCAAAGCUAAAGAGUCUCGGGCCCUUUGAUUAUAUCUUCACGGCUUCGGGUGACGCGAAAAGUGCAAAUGCUAUAAGCGACAUCCUGCAACCAAAUGGUGGGAGAUUUGCAUCUGUCCGCCCCCAGAGUAAAGAAAUAAACCUGGCCCAGAAUGUCGAUUUGAUUUACGACUUUUUCAGCAUGACGACCCAGAAGGAGAAAUAUGGUGAUUUUACGGAAUGGUGGUAUCGCGAGUACCUUCCGGGAGCACUGGGCGGAAAUGUGAACCCCACACCCUUGGAGAAGCGAACUGGUGGGUUGAACAGCAUUCAAGAGGCUUGUACCGAUGUUUUGGAAGGGCGCAGCCCGAAAAAGCUGGUUCUAAACCCCCAGGAUCCUGAUAAAUGAGCUGUAAUAGCUAUACGAAGCGAGUGUGAUGCCGAGCGACGUUCGAGAUCAUGUAGUAUAUUUCUUAACUUAUAAAUUGCUUUGUUUGUCUCACUUGGUGUGCUCGCUUAUUUGUGUUGUCCUAUGUUUCACCCUACACUUCUUCCUUUAUCCCUCCUGUUAGGUAUUCUUGUCUAGUAGCGCGAAAACACCAAUGCCCUCACCUCGACGCUAACCCUAGAACACGUGCUUUCCGCUAUGUUUAGAGGAUUGAAUG
Molecule: messenger RNA, 1432 nt
Organism: Aspergillus vadensis CBS 113365
Lineage: Eukaryota; Fungi; Ascomycota; Eurotiomycetes; Eurotiales; Aspergillaceae
Product: zinc-binding alcohol dehydrogenase family protein
Exons: 3
Coding region: 160-1176 (338 amino acids)
Molecular function (GO): oxidoreductase activity, acting on NAD(P)H
Source: RefSeq, a predicted model, not a curated record